Verruconis gallopava is the source of this 1848-nucleotide messenger RNA. Its product is annotated as mitochondrial-processing peptidase subunit beta. Gene Ontology annotation, cellular component: mitochondrion. Gene Ontology annotation, molecular function: metalloendopeptidase activity; metal ion binding. NCBI's taxonomy places the organism in Eukaryota, Fungi, Ascomycota, Dothideomycetes, Venturiales, Sympoventuriaceae. The record is from RefSeq and is a predicted model, not a curated record. The coding region runs from base 80 to 1516 and encodes 478 amino acids. The transcript is spliced from 5 exons.
CAUCUCUGCUUUGCUUUGCUACUGCCUCCAUCUCCCUACCCUCAUCUCCUUCGUUUCUUUGUCAAUUGCAACUGUUGCAAUGGCAUCGCGGCGGCUCGCUCUGAACCUUCAGCAGGCGCUGCGCAGCCGUGCUGCCAUCAAUGCCAUCCGGCCCAGGCAGAGGUUUGCGACCGCCAUCAGUCACGGUAGCAAGACCGAGUCAACAACUUUAUCCAAUGGCUUCACCAUCGCGACUGAGCACUCUCCCUGGGCACAAACAUCGACCGUGGGUGUGUGGAUAGACGCAGGAAGUCGUGCAGAGACGGACAAGACCAAUGGCACCGCCCAUUUCCUAGAGCAUCUAGCAUUCAAGGGUACCGAGAAACGGACACAACAGCAACUAGAACUUGAGAUUGAAAACAUGGGUGGUCACCUGAACGCUUAUACAUCGCGCGAAAACACCGUGUACUACGCCAAGUCGUUCAAUUCCGACGUCCCAGCCACUGUUGACAUCCUUGCCGAUAUUCUCCAGAAUUCUAAGCUCGAGCCAGCAGCUAUUGAACGCGAGCGCGACGUCAUUCUUCGCGAGCAAGAGGAGGUUGACAAGCAGCUAGAGGAAGUUGUCUUUGACCAUCUUCAUGCAACCGCCUUCCAAGGCCAGGCUCUCGGUCGCACGAUUCUGGGUCCGAAGGAAAACAUUCAAACCAUCAGUCGUGACGAUUUAGUCAACUACAUCAAGACGAACUAUACUGCUGAUCGCAUGGUUCUUGUUGGUGCUGGUGGUGUUCCACAUCAACAGCUCGUUGAGCUUGCUGAGAAGUACUUUUCCGGCCUUCCCGCAGCACCACCAUCAGAAUACGCGGCUCGCGUAGUCGCUGCACAGAAGGCAAAGCCGGACUUCAUCGGCUCCGAGGUGAGAAUUCGAGAUGACACACUGCCAACAGCCAACAUCGCUAUCGCUGUCGAAGGUGUGAGCUGGAAGGACCCGGAUUACUUCACUGCUCUUGUCACUCAAGCCAUAGUUGGUAACUGGGAUCGCGCAAUGGGUAGCUCGCCAUACAUGGGCAGCAAGCUCAGCACCUUUGUGCACAACAACCACCUGGCAAACAGCUUCAUGAGCUUCUCCACCAGCUAUAGCGACACCGGUCUUUGGGGUAUCUACCUCGUCACUGAGAAUAUUGGUCAAGUCGACGACCUCGUCCACUUCACUCUCCGCGAGUGGUCCCGCCUGUCGUGGUCCGUCUCGGAGGCUGAGGUAGAGCGCGCUAAGGCCCAGCUCAAGGCUUCCAUUCUUCUCUCACUUGACGGCACAACUGCCGUAGCUGAGGAUAUCGGUCGUCAGAUUGUUACUACUGGUCGACGUUUGAGCCCAGAGGAGGUCGAGCGUGUUAUCGGCUCAAUCACGCACCACGAUGUCAUGGACUUCGCGAAGAGGAAGCUGUGGGACCAAGAUAUCGCUAUCUCGGCGGUAGGUCGGAUCGAGGCUCUGCUAGACUAUAAUAGGGUCCGGAAUGAUAUGUCCAGGAUGCUGUCGUAGAGAUGUGCCAAGUUGUGAGGAAGAAGAUGAAGGAAGUAGUGUGAAAAAUGUACAUUUAUCAUCUGUGCGAAAGGCUACUUUUUUCUCCUUAGGUAUCUGCCUUGUGAGAUAGAUGUAGACACUGCGUAUCUAAAGUCUACUUUUCUUUGAUAACGGCUUCCUUGAAACAUUGCCGGCUUCCGUGUCCGAGGAGACUGCUGAGAGUCAGUAGCCCUUCAAAGAAGACUUUUUCAGUUUAUAGUAAAGAUGCAGUCAAUGAGUCUCCAGAACGUUGGGUUUCGAGAGGAAAGAUGACUCAAUAGCAAAUGAUAGCACGAUGUUGGCUCGUCAAA